AUGCAGGUGGAAUCGCUGCAGCCGCCUGCGCCUAUUCUCACCCAAUCGCCGGUAGAGACACAACAAAGCUCCUCGUAUUUCGGUCCUCAUCGCGCCUCAACAUGGCAAGGGCCUGGGCCAUCGGCGCGCGAAUAUGAGUUACCUGGUCGGGCAAGAACCGCGAUUGAUCCAUCCCAACCUACGACGCCUAUUAGCACCUAUUUCUCGUACCUGGCUACGGCCAAUUUGGUACAAAAGAUGACGUUGAAUAGUUCGCAUGAACAGGCUUCUACCGAUUCUGGCUCGUCCCAGCCCAUGCGUAUCCCAGAAACACCACCUGAUACCAACCAGUUUAUGCUUGGCCAAACAAAGGACAAGAUGGCAUUGCCACCCAGGAUCUCACGUUCGCCAGCCAUGGAGGGAGAUACUUCUGACACACGUCCUAUGUCUCAAUUCACCGCAUCCCCUGUGCGGGCACAGGGAGAAGGUACCAAGCGUGCUGAGGAAGACGAUAUUGAGCUCGAACCUGCUGAGAUGAUGGACUCUGUCUCAGAUGCCAGCUAUAACAGCUGGCGAAAUUCAAGCUCGUACACAUCUGGACGUGAAACGCCAGCGGAUAUUUUUGCUGUUGGCGAUCGCAUUGGCCCAGGUUUAUACCAUGAUGGUGAUAUGAUUCGCGCAGCAGAGACGAGCGAUGGUUUUGCGGAACAGGAUGUAAAUUACUUUACCAAGCAGCUGGAAGUGGUACAACUACUGGGGCGAGGUAGCUAUGCGGUUGUCUACCUGGCUAGGGAAGUGACCAAUCCGGUGAGAACGCCUUCUGCGCAGGCGCAGCCACAAGGCAUGGACAUUGGUUUGUCAUCGACGCCCCGUGCUGCACCACCACCGGAAGCGGGUCGCACACCUCGAGCGAGUCAUUUGGGAUGGAAGGCGAUGGAGGAAGCGAAUGGUAUAGCUAGCCCUGAUGAAAGUCCCCUCUAUGCCCUCAAAUGCCUGUCUAAACGGAACUUAUCGCCGGAGCAUUUACGCAUUCAGCGACUCGAAGUGACGAUUCACCAAUCGAUCCCACCCCAUCCCAAUAUUGUGACGCUGUACAAUGCGUAUGAAACGAAUGACUGGCUCUUUCUCGUGUUGGAGUAUUGCCCGGGGCAAGAUUUGUACUUUUGGCUGGAAGAGGCACAGGAUUCUUAUGGGCUUUCUAGGUCGUCCACGCAGACGGACCUUUCUUCCAGCAUGUCCCAAUGGUCUGAAGGAGAGGACAGCCUUGGUGCGGCGGCUGAGAACUGGGACGAUGUUGAUGCUAUUCCCGUCUCGCCAUGGCUGCUCUCUACCAAAUCGCCUCAUAUACUUCUAUCACAACGUCGCUUGCAGCUUGUGAGCAGUAUGUUUUCUCACAUGUGUGAGGCCGUGCAAUUCUGCCACGACCACGGCGUAAGUCAUCGCGAUAUCAAGCCGGAGAACUUUAUUGUGGAAGACCGACGUAGCGGCCAACGGCUUCCUGCCUCCACAGGAGAGGCGGUGGUUGUCAAGCUGACCGACUUUGGUUUGGCUACGACGCAGUCCGAGUCCAGCGACUUCAAUUGCGGAUCUAAGCCGUACAUGGCCUUUGAAUGCCGACACGAUUUAUCGUCGCACUAUGAUCCCAAACAGGCAGAUACAUGGUCUUUGGGCAUUGUGCUUCUCAACCUUAUCUUUCACCGCAGUCCUUUCCGUGAGCCGAGCGUGAAUCGAUGCCCCUCGUUCGCCGCAUUUACAUUGAACCCUGUACUUUUUUUGAUGCAAGCCUUUGAUGGGCUUACGGAGGACGUGUCGCGUUUCCUUUGUGACCAUGUAUUCUGUGAUGUGACAAACAAUCGUAAGCGUCGUGUGACGCCGCACGAAUUUGCUCAAUGGGCCCAUAAUCUGCCUGCUAUGCUUGGCCGUACCAAGCCGUUAAGCGGACGGGGCCCAUUGUCGUAUGCUACAACGCCAGUGAGUUUGUCCAGAAUGGGCAGCAUGCGUGCGUCCAUGUCAGACAGUAUUAUGUCGCAGUCUACGUCUCUGGAGCGACAAGCGUAA
Molecule: messenger RNA, 2037 nt
Organism: Malassezia pachydermatis
Lineage: Eukaryota; Fungi; Basidiomycota; Malasseziomycetes; Malasseziales; Malasseziaceae
Product: serine threonine protein kinase
Exons: 1
Coding region: 1-2037 (678 amino acids)
Biological process (GO): protein phosphorylation; meiotic recombination checkpoint signaling
Cellular component (GO): nucleus; cytoplasm
Molecular function (GO): protein serine/threonine kinase activity; ATP binding
Source: RefSeq, a predicted model, not a curated record